UUUCCUCACAUUAGCACAGUAAGCCAACCCGACAGAAAUCGAAGCAGACAAAAAAUGGAGGGUGAAGAAAUGAAUGAACUUCUAAAUAUGGGUUUUUCUAAAGAACUUGCUUCUCAAGCUCUAGCUGCGACAGGCGGCAAAUCAACCCUUAAAGCUACCGAAUGGAUUCUUUCACAGCCUCAGUCACCUCCCAAAACCCUCCAAAAACCCUCAAUUAUUCCUCAAAACCCUCCUUUUCUUCAAUCACAAUCACAAUCUCAAUCAAAACUCAAUAAAUUCUUCUCUUCAAAUUCAUCCAAACACUCCCUUACAGAAUCCCCACAAAACUCACAAGUUUUCCCACCUCAAAAACGCCCAAAAAUCUCAUCUUCCCCGAUUUCAAAACCACCCUUGUAUGAAAGAAUUCGCCCUCAAUUCAUUGAUGAAGUUGUGGGUCAAGAUCAUAUAUUAGGACCCACUUCCUUCCUUAGGUCAGCUAUUAAGUGUAAUUCUUUACCCUCUAUUGUUCUUUGGGGCCCACCUGGCUCUGGGAAAACCUCCAUUGCUAAAGCCAUUGUUAACUCUUCUUCCUUGUCCUACAAGUUUGUUUCCAUUUCUGCGGUUACAGCGGGUGUUAAGGAUGUUAGGGAAGUGGUGGAAGGUGCUAGGAAGUUAAGGGAUAAAAAAAGGACUGUUCUUUUUGUUGAUGAAGUACAUAGGUUCAAUAAAUCACAGCAAGAUUCUUUCUUGCCUGUAAUUGAGGAUGGUAGCAUUGUGUUCAUUGGUGCAACUACUGAAAACCCUUCUUUUCAUUUGGUUACUCCUUUGUUGUCUAGGUGUAGGGUACUUAAACUUAAUCCAUUGGAGCUUUUUGAUAUAGGGAAGUUAUUGAAAAGGGCAGUUGAUGAUUUGGAGAAAGGUUUGUCAAUGACCGUUGAGACAAAAAUUGAAGUUGAAUCUGAUGCGAUUGAGCUUUUGUCUUCUCAAUGUGAUGGGGAUGCUCGAGUGGCUUUGAACGCGCUGGAGGUUUGUGCUACCAAGGCGUUGGGUCGUGUUCUGGAUAAAAGUCGAGUGGUAGAGGAAAGUGAUAGUGAAAGUGGUAACCACUCUUUGGAUGAUGUAGUGGUGGUUGUUAAUGUGGAGGAUGUCAAGGAAGUUAUGCAAUGUAAGCAUCUUGCAUAUGAUAAGGCUGGGGAAGAGCAUUACAAUUUGAUUAGUGCAUUUAUUAAGUCGAUGAGGGGAAACGAUGCGAAUGCAGCUAUAUAUUGGCUAGCUAGGAUGUUGGAAGGAGGGGAGCAGCCACUCUUCAUUGCUAGGAGAUUGGUUGUGUUUGCAAGUGAAGAUGUUGGAUUGGCUGAUCCUAAUGCACUUUUGCAAGCUGUUGCUUGUUAUCAGGCUUGUCAUUUUAUCGGAUUGCCUGAGUGCCGGUUAAAUCUUGCUCAAUGUGCUGCUUAUUUAGCUUUGGCUCCGAAAUCAGUGGCUACUUAUAAGGCCAUAAACGAGGCAUUAAAUGUGGUGAAGGACUCGGUUGGGGGGAAUGAAGGGGUGCCUUUGCAUCUUAGGAAUGCACCAACAAAGCUAAUGGAAGAGCUCGGAUAUGGAAAGGGGUAUAUAUAUACCCCGGAGAAUCCUACAGCAGAACAGAGUUUUCUACCGCCAUCACUCGUAGGUAAGAAGUUUCUUGAGUGGCCGCCUGCAGACGCCUGAGAUGCUAUCAAGGUGAUUGAACUUUGAAGCCAUUAAUCAUUGUUGAAGUCUUUGCAACUUGGGUGCAUUUUGUGUUGCUGGAUAGUACAUUACUGCAACAAAUUUUAUUUCACUAUGUGUAUAUUAGUUGGAUGCUUUUUUUGGGUUCGCAUCAAACUAUGCUAUACAGUAAAUGGAUUGAAAGCUAAGAAAACUGUUUGUUCAUGAGCAGUUAAAGCACUUGUAUCUAUUUGGCUGACAGCCAGAUACUAACCUGGAUUACAAUUUUGUAACAAAAAUCUUAUGAAUUGCAGUAAAAUCAACAUUCAAAAAUGGAUAUUACAAAAGGGGAGUUUGGUAGCCGGUUUUUAGAUUGGUUUUUUAGUUGGCUUUUGGCUGAUAGAGCAGCCGAAAAAACUGUUUGAUGAAUGUCUUUUAAG
This is a messenger RNA of Amaranthus tricolor (Joseph's coat), 2105 nucleotides long. RefSeq lists its product as uncharacterized. The transcript has a single exon. NCBI's taxonomy places the organism in Eukaryota, Viridiplantae, Streptophyta, Magnoliopsida, Caryophyllales, Amaranthaceae. The record is from RefSeq and is a predicted model, not a curated record. Gene Ontology annotation, cellular component: nucleus. Gene Ontology annotation, molecular function: enzyme activator activity; ATP binding; DNA binding. The coding region runs from base 55 to 1686 and encodes 543 amino acids. Gene Ontology annotation, biological process: regulation of DNA repair; DNA-templated DNA replication.